Molecule: messenger RNA, 438 nt
Organism: Trichomonas vaginalis G3
Lineage: Eukaryota; Parabasalia; Trichomonadida; Trichomonadidae
Exons: 1
Coding region: 1-438 (145 amino acids)
Source: RefSeq, a predicted model, not a curated record
AUGAGCUUGUCAAAAUCAGAGCGAGAGUCUAUUAUAUUAAAUGACGCAAGAGGAAUACAACAUCCUUUCUAUUACGUAAGUCAGAGUAAAGAUGGUAAAAUAUACGUAAGAAAAAGAAAGGUUCCAUUAGCGAAUGCAGAGAGCGACAACAUUAAGGUGCAUGGCACCGAGGGUGAAGACCACGAAGCCCAUAUAAAACCUUCUGUUCAAACUGAGCCACCAAAAGAACCAGAAGAAAAGAAGCCAGAUGUACUUUCAAUAACGAACCAAGAGCUUAUUGCAAAGUUCGUGAAUUUCAUUGAAAAACAAACCGAGUCAAAGAAUCCUGACCCGCCAGUGAAAGAAGUUGAGACAAAAGAGAAUGUACAGUUCAUUGAAAAUGUCAAGAAACAACUUCCACCACGAAUGCCAAGAAGAAGAGUGAGAAUAAUGAAGUAA